Orbilia oligospora ATCC 24927 is the source of this 1140-nucleotide messenger RNA. RefSeq lists its product as uncharacterized. The transcript has 3 exons. Gene Ontology annotation, cellular component: actin cortical patch. Gene Ontology annotation, molecular function: phosphatidate phosphatase activity. NCBI's taxonomy places the organism in Eukaryota, Fungi, Ascomycota, Orbiliomycetes, Orbiliales, Orbiliaceae. The record is from RefSeq and is a predicted model, not a curated record. Bases 1 to 1140 code for a protein of 379 amino acids.
AUGCCGACCGAUCUGCCUGGACACGACGACAGCUGGCAAGAUGUGUGGAACCGUAUCACAGCAAACGUCGGACUCGGGUUCCUGAACUUGCCAUCAAAUGUGGAUGUGAACGACUUGAUAUGGUUGCACACAACCACAGCAUUCCAGCGAAACGGCGUUUGGUGGACGGAGUUUAACGCCUCGUUCUUCCAUGGCGAUUCAGGAAAUCAUCCCUCGAAGCUUGUCGCAGAAAUAGCGAGGUUGAUAGGAAUAACAGAGGAUGACAAAGAAACCCGCGAGAUUGUUGCUAAGCGGGCAAAAUUGUUUCUCAGGAAAACCAUUAUCGGGCGGAAACUGAAUGUUCAGAUCGAAAAUGGACAAGUCGUUGCUCUGCCAGGCAGCGGGUCAAGCGGCAUUAGUGCCAAAGAGCUUCCCAUCCCUUUUGCUACUGCUCCAAAGGGUGGCGAUAUCGUAAAACUCUGCGGGAUACUCCCUGCAAAUUCCAAAUACGGGCCCGUGGAAACCGAUAUGACAGUUGCUGAUCCGGAGGGCUGGGCGGUCAUCUCUGAUAUCGACGACACGAUAAAGGUCACAGAUACUCUUUCAAUGAGGAGCCUCCUAGUUCACACAUUUGCUGAAGAGCCAACACCUACACCUGGGUUCCCAGACUUCUACAAACACUUGGAUAAGGUGCUUGACAAGCCAGCCUGGUUCUAUAUCUCGGCCUCACCUUAUAACCUGUACCCUUUCUUGCUCUCAUUCAUCAAGGCAAAUUAUCCUUUCGGUCAGCCCAUCUUGCGAGAUAUGUCUUGGAUGUCUGUCGCGGGUUUGAUGGCAUCAGUAUCAACUGGCACACAAGAGUAUAAAACAAUGGAGAUUAAGAAGCUUAUAGGCCAGUGGUUACCGAAACGAAAAUAUAUAUGCAUCGGAGACAGCACACAAACAGACCCAGAGACUUACGCAGAAAUGUACAAAGCAUUUCCGGAAGCUAUCAAAGUUAUUUGGAUCAGAGUGGUGACAGGUGUUGACGAGGCAGAAGAGAAAAAGAAGAAUUCGGCUGAGAGGUUUGAUAAGGCUUUUAAGGACGUGCCCAAGGAGGUCUGGAAGACAUUCCACGAUGUCUCAGAGUUGGGCGGGUUAGCUGAGGGAUUGAGGCUUUGA